Messenger RNA from Lutzomyia longipalpis, 9250 nucleotides. RefSeq names its product protein encore (gene enc). The record is from RefSeq and is a predicted model, not a curated record. NCBI's taxonomy places the organism in Eukaryota, Metazoa, Arthropoda, Insecta, Diptera, Psychodidae. Gene Ontology annotation, molecular function: nucleic acid binding. The coding region runs from base 2990 to 7978 and encodes 1662 amino acids. The transcript has 15 exons.
AUCUGAUUUUUCUUCUUUUCUCUCUCUAUCUAUUCUGAUGUGUGCAAAUUUGAUGGGUCAUAAUGUUGUUGUGUAUGUUUCGUUCAUCUCAUGUGUAUGUGCACCGUGAAAAGCGGGGGAAAAUGUAUGUUUCGCGGAAAAUUCUAUGAGACUUUCUCUUUCUUCACCUCUGUGUUUUCUUCUGCUGUGUGUGUGUGUGUGGUACUGGGCAAUGGGAUGUUGAAUUUUCAUCUACAAAUACAACUUUGCUGCUCAAAAGAAGAAUUUUCCCUCUUUUCCCACCUCGUAUUGGGGAUGAGCUCUCUCUCUUGCUCUCGUGAAGUUCUUCUCUUGCAAUUCUCGCAAAACAAAAGUGUGUCAGACAGAAUUUUCCCCUCCUUGAUGAUGGUGACAGCCUGGCAGGCAGUUUAAGUCACAUAGAGUGAGCAUACAUACAUAGAGCAUUACGUACACGGCAUAAAGCAUAGAGUUCUCGCCUAUAGAGCGAGAGGAAGUUACGUUUGAGAGAACAGGAGAUUUGUUCGGGCCAAAAAGGAGAGAAAAUCAGAUUUUCCUCGCUAUGUGCCCGAGACCAGCCAGUUCGAUCGGCGCCUUCAUGAAGGCAUCAUCAUACUCUGAUGUGAAGACAUUUUGCAACUAAAAUAUUAUAUUGUGUUAUAAAUCCAUACAACGGGAAGCUUUUUAUUUCAACCUUUUCACCUGCUGUACAAUCAUGUUCUAAAAAAAAAAGGAAAUUAAGGAAAAUUCAAGAAGAAAAACAAAGCAAAAUUUCAAAAGGGAAAAAAGUAGUGCAUAAGAGAAAAAAUUUAAAAUAUCAUUUUGUGCAAAGGAAAAUCACCCGCGUGUGUGUAUGUGUGUGGAAAGGAUAUCGAAAAGAAAAGAGUGUGUGUGUGCGAGGAAUAAGUAAAAAAAGCGAGUUAUAUUGGAAGUUUUACCUUACACCGUGAAAAGGAGGACACACGCAGAUGUGAGAAAAUCCAUACUUGUGACACCAUACUGUGUUUUCAGGCCCUCUGUGUAGCUAUAUACCAAACAUAUAUUGAAACGUAUAUAUAACAUACAUUUCUAUGUGGAAUAAUACAACAAAAGAAAGUGCUCCCAAAUGAAUUUCACAGCAGGAAAUGACCUAAUCUGCAAAAUUGAAUAUCUAUCCUAGAGACUGUUUUGAGAGGGAGAAAAAAGAGUUCUUGUGGAUGAAAGAACAAGGAAAAUAAUUAAAUUUUGCACAAAUCUCAUGAAUUAUGAGACAAAGAGGAAAAUGUGAGAUGCAGGAUAUGUCUUUUUGGGAAGAAUUUUCACAUUAGAAAGAAAAAAAGGAUUUCUCUUGCACGUCGUAGAAAAAAUCUUCUUCAACAGCAGUGGUGUGAAUGUGUUGCAAAAAAAAAACGAGUAAUUCAAUAAAUUCCAUCAGUGUUUGUUCUUUCUCUCACUGAAUUUUGUGUGUAGAACACUGUGAGAUGGGAAAAUAAAAAAGAAGAAAAAAAUGAAGGAGAUUCUAGAGGAGAAAAACUGAAUAAGAAAAAAAUGAGAAGAACAUCUAUAAGCAAGUUGUUGUGUAAAAAGUGUUGAAUGAAUUUCAUUCUUACUGUUGACGAAAAAAGUGUCUAUUUUUAAAACAAAGAUUUUACUCAACACACCAUGUUGGCAAUUUUGACAAUUGCCCAAUAGUGGAUGAUUUCUAAAUGAAAUAAAAAAAAUAAAAGUUAAAAAAAAAGUGAAUUUUGGGGUGAAUUAUAAAACUUAUAUCUACAUUAUACAAUAUUAUUAACAUUAUAAAAUAAAAAUCUAAUAUACUGAAAUUAUAUAUAUAGAAUUAAUCACAAUAAAAAAAGGUGGAAAAAAAGAAGGAAUAUAUACUUAAAAAUAGCUUUAAAAACUUGUUAUAUUGCGUAAUAUAGAUGAUGAAAAAAGACUAUAUAUUUACAAUAUUAAUAUUUUACCCAAAUUAAGAUCGUAUUGAAUGAUAAUAUUCUUGAAACACAAAGGCUAUUUAAACUCUUAAUUUAUAUAUAUAUAACUAUAUAUUAAACAUAUAAGAAAGAAUAUCAAUAAAAUGAUUACACUAAAAAGUCUAAGAAAAAUAUGUGAUAGAAGUAUGUGAUUAGUGCUUACUAAAAAAAAAAAUAUUAAGCUAAUAUAUGAGUUGUGAACGGAAAGAAAGAAAAGCGUGAAAGUGAGGAAAAAUAAAUUUAAAAAAAAUUUUGAGGAAAAUAUUAUACAAUUAAGAUGAUGUGAUUAUCCUGCUCUAUCCAUUUAAAUCAAUACGGAAGAAGCUAUAACCUGAAGAGAUCAUUUCAAUUAAAUUAAAAUCCAUUGAAAAGGAAGUGAACCCAAGUGAACGGAAAUGAAUUUAAAUUCUCCUAUCUGGUUAAAUAAAAAUGUGUAAUAAAGGAAUGUAAAAAAUUCGUGUAAAUUAUAUGCAAAAAUUGCUCCACUGCCAAUUUUGUAUUAACUUUAUUUUUAAUACUAUAAAUUAACAAUAAAUAAAUAAAAUAUAAAUUCUAAGACAUAAGUGCGUAGGUAUGAAGUGAAAUAUCGAUUAAAUACAUUUUCUUUAUCCCUUUUCUAGUGCAGAGAAAAUGUGAAGAGAAUUUUCCAAUAUUUUUUUCAUUCAUAUUCCAAAUGUACUUUUUGGGUGAAGAAAAAUCAGUGUAUGUGCGCGUGAAUGGUUGAGUUAAAGAGAUCCAAAAGACGAUUAAGGAGAAUAUAGAAUUUACUGAUCUACUCGUACGAUUAAAAAGUAAAAUAUAUACCUAUCUUCUAAAAAGGAAACUAAGGGAAUAUUCAGUGUUAAUAACAAUCUACGAUUCUUCCGCUUUGUAUACAAGAAAUCGCCUAAAAAUAUUUCAUAUAUACUACAUACAUACAGUUAUUAUUGUAUAUAUAUAAAAAAACACACACAACAGUGAAAAAAAUAUUGUAAAAGCAGCGUGUGAGCAAGGGACGAAGAAGAAAAAAAAUAGUUAGGGGGCGUAAGAGGCGAAAUAAAAUGAAUUCUGCUUCAACGCAAAUUGCCGUAGCACCAACGACACAAACUACGUCCCCAGCAUUACCAUCACCAUCACCUGGACCCAUAUCGCACAAAGAUUUCCACGAGGAGCCAUUGCCGAGACAAAAUAGUUUGGGUGCAAGUGGCAAUAGACACAGAGGCGGCGGUGCCAAGGGUAAACAUUUAACACGGAGCCAUGCAAUGCGUGAAUCAACGUCACCACCACGUACGCCAACGCCACGAUCUGAUUUGCUGACAAGCACCGCGUCCUCGCCAAUGACUUCAUGUGGUGUACCAGUGAAUACGGUGAGUGUGUCGCAAGCGUAUGCGGACACAACUCCUGCCACAUCGAGUGAUAGUCGCCUUCAAGUACAAUCAUCGGCAACAUCGACAUCACCCACAUCGGGGAGUCCGUCCUCCCCCAAUGUUCUCGAUACGCCAUCCGUUAUUGUAACGCAGCAAUCGCAGCAGCAGCAGCAGCAGCAAUCGCAAACAUCACCGCCGAUCAUCUUUUCCACGGAUGACGGUGGUAGGAGCCAAUUGGAUGUGGAUUUCCCCAAAUUGACACCACCAAAGUCCAAAUCACCACGCAAUACGGGUGGUGGUGGUGAUAAGUCCAAUGUGGGGCAACAGACAAGCCCCAAAGUGCCCCAGAGUAAUCAUGCGACGAGCAAUAGUGGGACGAAUACGGAGACAAUUGCAAUUCCCAAUCAUCACCAUCACCAUCACCGGCAUCAGCAUCAGAACACAUCACCGGGGAAUGUGUCACCGUGCUCACAGCAUUCCUCCAAUGGGGGUACAGUGAUCAAUGUGGUGGACACGAGUCCAAUACCAUCGCCACAGGGUGGGCAGCAUGGGUAUGAGAAGGAGGGCAGAAUGCGCGAGGGGCAUUGCAAUUAUGACGGGGAAAGCGGUGAGAGUCCAUCGGAUGGGCCGACGAGUGGACGUGGGAUGAACGAUCGUGGUGGGAAGAAGCAUAGAAAUGGCCCAGGUGCCAAAGGUACGAAGCCACGACUCAAGGCAAUGGGCUCAUCGUCCAGUGCAGAAGGCAGUGGUGCAAGUGGAAAUGGAGGCUGUGCUGGUGGUGACAAUUUGGCCGAACAAUAUACGGACCAAAGUGGAGUGGAUCUGAUUCAAUUCUUCAAGGAAACCCUCAAUAAGAAUAUAAAAGACAGAACAAUGUUGCUUCGGAUUGAAAAGGAAUUACUUGCCUUAGUGUAUGACAGAACUCGCAGUCAGACAAAAUUCCCUCCAACAUCGUCGUACAAUAGGAUGCUAAUUCACCGAACAGCCGCCUAUUUUGGCAUGGACCACAAUGUUGAUGCAACACAAACGUGUGUUAUAGCAGAAGUUUCAAAGAAUACAAGAGUUCCAGAAAUUCGCUUUGAGACAUUGAUACGUGAAAUGGAUGAACCGCGAAAGUCAAUACUAAAGCGUGAUUCACAUAGUUUCGAUGAGUACCGUCAGGGGCUUUUGCCGUGCCCGGAUCGUGGGAUGUUGGAUAGGAAAUCAAAGAGUUUCGAGGAGCGCGAGGAAGAGUACGAAAGGGCACGGAGGAGAAUCUUCAAGGAUAGAGAUUGCGGUGGGGCUGAUUGUUCGGUGGAGGAACAACAUUGGCCAUGGUCGAGUUCGGAGAGUUCCGAAAAUUCCGGGAGGCACAAAAUGGCUCAAAAUAAUCGUCUCCUUAAAGUUCAAUCUCUCUCUGUGGAUACACGAGGCGAUGGACGUCCGUGUGUGUCGAAAUCUCACAGUUUUGGUGGCUAUGGGGGCCCAAUGCAGUCCUCCGGGCCACCAGGGCAUCAACUAUCGCGUGGUGAUUCAGUGACAUCCACAAAGAGUGCAGGACCACGACUCUUCCCCAAACAGGAUUCAGUUGGCAGCACAAAUACCCCAUGGAGAUGUUCUCCAUCCAGCAGUGGAUAUAAAACACAAACACAAUCUCUUCGCUCUGAUUCCAUUACACCGUCUCCAACUGGUUACGGUAGCGGCGAUCACACGCCGGAGCCCCAAUCAGUGCUCCCCUCACCAGCUGCCCGUGGUGUUGUGUGGGCCGUGACUGAUAUGGCCAGUGUGCCGCGCGGUAGUGUACUCAUUGAUCCGCAAACACUGCAGCCCAUUGUCAAUCAGGACGGUUCGCUGUACUUAUUUGACCCGUCAAAUUUGCCACCAGGAAAUCUUCACAAUAACAAUAACAAUAAUAUAAUGAUAAAACCCCCAACACAUGUGCCACGGAAUAAGAAAUAUGACAAGACAAAGUCAUCAAUGAGGAAUAAUGACAUUUGCGAUGGGAAUGAAAAUAAUAAUAGCUUAACGCACAGCGUUAUAAUGGAAAAUCAAACAGCCAGUUCAUCCACAGAAGAUUUAACUAGUCCCCAAAUUGAUGAGGAGGAAGCUCAUGGGAGGCAGUCGGAAUCUCCAAUGCAACUCCACCAUCAGGCAGCUGAAAAUACAAAGAUUUCCCCGCAGAAGAUGCAAAAGAGUCAGGCAACUAGUCCAAAUAUUCCCACGCAAGAGAUUAUUCUACAAUCUGGUGGAUUAAAUGAAAUUCCAUCAAUUGCAACUAAUCAAAGCACAAGUGCAACACCGGCAAGCACAGCAGUUGCAGUUAAUUGCGAAGGUGCUUAUCUAACAACAAAUGCUUCCUCCACCACAACAAAUGCCGUGACAACAUCCCCCGCCGCGGAAUCCGCCGUGAUUCCCAGCACAACAGUCACGAAUGCAAUCAUAACCACCACAUUCACAACCACAUCCGGCACCCAAAGCGCCACUAAUCAUCCACAUCAACCAUCGUCGACGUCACAAACUAAUGCCACUCACAGCAGCAAUAAUGUACAGGAUACGACGGCUAAGGUGCACCAUCAGCAUCCACGGCAGGAGGACGGUGCACAGCUGGCCAAGUCGUCUGUGAUGCCGUCUGUGAUACCCGUUAUGGGCUAUACCACCACAACGGGGUAUCCAGCCAUGGAGAAUGGUGCCAUAUUUCCAGCCCCAAAUGCCCCAUAUCCAACAUAUCAACAAGGGCCGGAUGGAAGUGUGUACGCUGUCCCCCCAAUGGUUUAUGCUUAUCCGCCUCCCAUGGAGUCCGAGAUGUCGGGAUAUUUCCUCCCGAUGUACGAUCAGGCAGGUACACCGCGCGAUAGUGGCCUAAUGCCGGCACCAACCCCCACGGCAGCUCUCUACCAACCCGCUGCAGCUGCAGCUGCUGCAACGGUGGUCCCCAUGACACCGUACGCCCCGACGGCGUACUCAAGUGGGCCCCUCUACACGCAGGGUCAGGUGGUCUAUACGGCGGCCACGGAUCAAUUUGGGAGUCCCGCAGCGGCCGCCGCGGCGACACCGCAGUACCCAAUCCCGGCGUAUCCAACCAUGACGUAUCCGUAUCCAACGUACAACGGCACCACGACAUAUCAGGGGUACUGGGGUCAACCGAUGGCCACCACAUACUACGUGCCACAGCCGCAAUUGCUGCCGCAUCCCGCAUCAACGGCCAAUGGGACAGCUGGUGGGGGUAGCAAGAGGGGGAGUCCGCCGCAGAAUGUGCAGCAGCAGCAGACGCACGGAUCGAAUCCAUCUACGCCGCAGACGACGACAUUCAAUAACCCCUUCGGGUCGACGGGGGUACCAAUUGCCGCUGCGGCUGGUGAUCCGGGAACUAUGUACGCUUUACCUCAACCUGUCUACCCAAAUAUGCUUCCAUACGCCUCCCCGGCAACUGUACCCGUUUCCGCAACUGCAGCCGUUUCGCAUCUCCCGCAUCAUCCGCAUUCACAUCAUGCUGCUACGGAUGGUGUUAAAAUAAGAUAUGGCGUAAUGUCCACGACGCAGCAGCAACAACCAACGCAACAGACUCAUUCAAAUCAAAUGCACAACAACACAACGGAUCCCGCGCAAAGCUCCUACAAUGCUCAGACAUCGGGGACGCCACAGUCAACCCCGAGUACGCCCCUUUCACUCCCACUACCCCUCCCGACGGGGCAUAUGGCGGCAAAGGGGGGACCACCAAUCUUCCCCACACCGCCCAUCAUGACAAAUGGUUUUGGGCCCCAAUUCCCGGGGGGAGGAGGAGCUCCCACCACGGCCGGGGAGAAUGGCUACGGCGGUGCUGGGGGUCAGUAUGAGCGGAAGAAUCAUACAAAUGGCAGCGGUGGGCCGCAGCAGCAGCAGCAGCAGCAUUCAUCGCAGCCAAAUCGUAAUCGCAAUGGUGCUCUUGGUCCGAGGCAGCAGCAGACAAGCUACAGUGGUGGUGUCGUUGGGAUGACGCAAUCCGCCGGCGGGGCGUCUGGUCAUCCCGUGAAGAAGAAUCUCUCGCAUGACAAUACACCAAAUGUGGGACGUCCCACAAAUCCCGGUGGGGCCUUCCAGAAGGGACGUUCCGAUGGUGGUGGGGCGUCGGUGGGAGGGAAGCCAAUGGGUGGCGGUGGUGGGCAUAUGGGGCCACCGGGGGGGAAUGUUGUAGCACAGCCCGGUGAUAAGGGCCCAGCGGCACGUGGACCGCGCCCAAAGCCGGCAAAUCUCGAUCUCCGUCGUAGCAAUAGUCAGCGCAAUACGCCGAGCACAAAUUCAACGGAGAGCAACAAUUCACCAAAUAGUAUUGCAUCGAGUGAGCAACAGCCCGUCUAUAUGGCGCGCGGGACGCACAAUCCACCGCUGGCGCAUCAUCAUCCAGCCACGGCCAUGGGGAUCGAUCCAGCGGCAUGCCAUCAGCCCCUAAUUGGGGCCGCCUACAAUCCAGCUGCGGGGAUGUAUGUUAAAUUCGGUCAGACAUACUUCACGCAUCCAACAAUGGGAUUAGCAUCAAGUCGUCGAUCGCCACCAUCGGAUGUUCGUCCACCACCCCUAACACCCAUUGCUCCAGGAAUGUAUCCGAUGAAUAUGAUGCUGCCAGCACCACGUCAUUUGGGGCCACGUCCAGCGCAUUCAGGUGGCUAUAAAGGCAACAAGGGUGGUCAUCCACCGUCCGGGGUGGCGGCAUCUGGGGGACCUAGAUAAGGUGUGUGAGUGUGUGUGUUAUGUAUUGCCAAGUUAAGAGGGAGCUGAAGGGGAAAAAACUGAAUUAGUGGCAAAAAUGAAUAAAAAAUAAAAGAAAUAUUUCCAUGCUCCAGGUUCUUCCGCACGGGUGGAAAGAAGAAGAAGAAGAAGAAGAAGGUAUAUAGUGUGGGGUGGGGUGGGUGGUUCGAUGGGUAACUGGGUGGGGGGGAUUUGGGGGAUGAAUGGGGGGUGGGGUGAAUGUAAUGGUGGGACAGUGUGGGCGUACAUGAGAGUGAAUUAGAAUAUUUUUAAUAUUAAACAAAAUAAAAAUUAUUAUUGCAUUAUGAAGUAAAAGAAAUAAUGAAAAAAAAAUGAAAUACAUGAAAAUAUACACCUAUUAUAAAAUAAAUUUAAAAAUCUACAAAAAAACAGUUAUUAAAACAUAUAAGAGAAGAGAAAAUAUAUUAAGAUGAAUUAAAUGAAAAUAAAAAAAAUAAAACAACCGCCCGACGAGACCACGAAUUAAGCGACAAAGAUUGAGGAGAUUUGCCAAGCGGAGGGUGGAAUGCAUGAGUGGGUGGGGUGGUGUGUGUGGAGAGCAAAGGAGCGACGUAGGUGCGUGUAGGGGUGCAACGGAGAGAGAGAGAGGGUGUGUGCGAGAGAGAAAGUAUGAGAAUAUACCGAAACUGUGAGAAUUUGCCAUAUUUACUUACAUUUAAUGAAAAAAAAGGGAAAGAAAGAAAAGGAAAAUGGAUAGAAAAGUAAAGUAAUAAAAAAAAGAUAUUGAAAAGAAAAAAAUAAAGGGAUAAAUAAAGAAAAAAAAAUAAAUAAAUGAAUAAUUUCAUCAAGUUAUGUUUGAAAACUCCUAAUCUAUUCAUUAUAACUGAUUAAAUAAAAGAAAAAGAAAAAAAAUAAUAAUGGUAUAAAAAAAAUGACGAAGCAGGUAAAUUUAAUAAUUAAAUUUAUUAUUAUUACAACUAUUAUAUUAUUAAAGAAGAAAAAAGGAAGAAGGAAAAAAAAGGAAAAUGAUCUCGUUUUACUCCCCCAUUUUUUCCCUUGAUUGGACGAUUUUUUGAAAGCUAUGGAUGGAUGUGUGAAUGCGUGAAUAAAAAAAAAAUACAUGAAACUCAGAUAAAAAAAAAACAACUCGAAAUAAUUUUUUGAAUUUCUUUUUUUUUAUACAAAAAAAAUCAUGCAAAGUCAAACACAAAAAAAAUCAUUAUUUAAUUUCUAAGCUAUUUUUCUCGUCUUAUGUAUUAUAUUUAAGAAAUAUAUUUUGUUUUUCUUUUUGUA